Bipolaris maydis ATCC 48331 is the source of this 1140-nucleotide messenger RNA. RefSeq lists its product as uncharacterized. Lineage: Eukaryota; Fungi; Ascomycota; Dothideomycetes; Pleosporales; Pleosporaceae. The record is from RefSeq and is a predicted model, not a curated record.
AUGCCGAACGUCGCUCUCAUCACGGGUGGUAACGGCAUUUCUGGCGGAGCGAUCCUGGAGUAUCUUGUCAAUAACACGACUGGACAAGAAUGGAGCAAAAUCAUUGUGACCUCAAGGUCACCAUUCAAGACCACUGUCCAGGAUCCACGCAUCACCUUUAUUGCGCUGGAUCUUAGCAAGAAAUCCGAUACUCUCGUCCAAGAGAUGGGUUCUACAUGCGCCGAGGUUACACAUGCCUAUUUCUCCUCGUACGUCCAUAAGGACGAUUUCAAGGACCUGAAUAUUGCCAACGAGCAACUUUUCCAAAACUUUCUCGACGCUCUCAUUACCGUUGCACCCAGGUUGCAAAACUGCACGCUCCAGACCGGCGGCAAACAUUAUAAUGUUCACCUUGGUCCGGUUCCUUCUCCUGCCCGAGAGGAAGAAAAACGAAGGGAAAGUCCCAUUGGAAACUUCUAUUUCCAACAAGAAGAUUACUUAAUCCAGCGGCAACAGGGCCAGAGCUGGUCCUGGAACGUGAUCCGCCCCGAGGCCAUCAUUGGGCAUACUUCAAAGCCGAACGGCAUGAAUUCUGCGUUGACAUUUGCCUUGUAUCUGCUAGUUUGCAAAGAGCUCGGCGAAGAGGCAAAGAUGCCAACAAACCAAGUGUACUGGGAAGGCUACGACGACCUCUCUGAUUCAAGGUUGAUUGCAGACCUGACCAUUUGGGCAUCAACGACGCACAAGUCCCGCAACCAAGCGUUUAAUGUCGCCAACGGCGAUUACUUCUCGUGGAGGUACCUCUGGCCGCGCAUCGCCCAGCAUUUGGGUGCUUCAGCAACAAGCGACCAAAAGUUCAUGAAGCCGCGACCUUUGGAGGGUUCUACGCAGCUCGAGUUCAGCUUAGCAGAGUGGUCUGUCGGCAAGCGCGAGGCCUGGGACAGGAUCUGUGACAAGAAUGGGUGCCCUGAGGCAAAGGCGACUUGGGAGUCAGGUACAUGGGCUUUCCAAGACUGGGUGUUUCAGCGCACAUGGUCGGCGACUCUGAGCAUUAAUAAAGCGCGAAAGUUGGGCUGGACAGGUCAUAUCGACUCGUUCCAGUCUCUGACGGACGCAUUUGACAAGUUCGUGGAGCUUAGGCAGAUUCCGCCUUAUAAGUAG